Maniola jurtina (meadow brown) is the source of this 2219-nucleotide messenger RNA. It is a transcript of the gene Su(H), whose product is annotated as suppressor of hairless protein. The record is from RefSeq and is a predicted model, not a curated record. The transcript has 4 exons. The coding region runs from base 497 to 1987 and encodes 496 amino acids. Lineage: Eukaryota; Metazoa; Arthropoda; Insecta; Lepidoptera; Nymphalidae. Gene Ontology annotation, biological process: regulation of transcription by RNA polymerase II. Gene Ontology annotation, molecular function: RNA polymerase II cis-regulatory region sequence-specific DNA binding; DNA-binding transcription activator activity, RNA polymerase II-specific. Gene Ontology annotation, cellular component: nucleus.
GUUGUCGUUUAUACUCGAAUAAACAUUAGUUUUAUCAUUCUUUCAUAUGAAACGAUACAGAUAUUUAACAUUGUAAAUAACUAGUAAACAAUAAAUGCUCAUAAGUAAUUUAUCUACAAAAAUGCGGUUAUGAGGCAACUGGAUUAGAUUCUGAAAAUUCUCCCGUCAAACAGGUGUUAUUGAAUGAAUGUGUGCUACAGUUCCCAUCGUAAUUAUUUAUUUAUGGUGUUGUGAAUAAUACAAGUGUAUCGAUCAAAGUAACGGAGGGUAUCCAAUAGCAAGGAGCUUGUAUAGUUACGUGGAGGCCUAGAACGAGCGAACUCGUUGGGUGAUAAGGAAGACGCCAACAGCUACAAUUCUUGUUUACACUAUGUACCCCAGCAGGAAAAUCUGCGUUCUCUUCAGAUAAGAAUGUAGAGGUGGCACCAUGCCCGAAGGUCAUCACAGGUUACACAUUAUGAUAUUGGAAUCGAGGUGAGAGUGCGCCGUGGCGAGCAUGCCGCACCAGUACGGCGCGGGCGCGGGCGGCAUGGGCGGGGGCCCGCCGUCGCCGCCGCCGCAGCACGGCGCGCUGUACCCGCGCUACGCCGCCGCCGCGGGCCCCGGCGCCGGCGCCUACCGCCCCGAGGAGCGCAGGCUCACACGCGAAGCCAUGGAGCGCUACUUGCGCGACCGCUCCGACAUGGUGGUAGUCAUCCUCCACGCCAAAGUUGCUCAGAAGUCAUACGGUAACGAGAAGCGGUUCUUCUGCCCUCCUCCUUGUAUAUAUUUAUUCGGCGACGGCUGGCGACUGCGACGCGAGCGUAUGCUGCGCGAAGGCGAAACGGAGCAGGCCUCCCAGCUGUGUGCGUUCAUAGGAAUAGGCAACUCUGACCAGGACAUGCAGCAGCUAGAUUUAAACAAUGGAAAGCAAUACUGUGCCGCCAAAACCUUGUACAUAUCAGACUCGGACAAGCGUAAACAUUUUAUGCUCUCCGUUAAAAUGUUCUAUGGCAACGGUCAUGACAUUGGUAUAUUUAAUAGUAAAAGAAUAAAAGUUAUAUCUAAGCCUUCUAAGAAGAAACAGUCAUUGAAAAAUGCAGAUUUAUGUAUCGCUAGUGGAACUAAGGUAGCUUUAUUUAAUAGAUUGAGGUCACAAACUGUGUCAACAAGGUACCUCCAUGUUGAGAAUGGCAAUUUUCAUGCAUCUUCCACACAGUGGGGCGCAUUCACAAUACACUUGUUAGAUGACAAUGAGAGUGAGUCAGAGGAGUUUGCAGUGAGGGAUGGAUAUGUCCACUACGGGUCCACUGUGAAGCUUGUGUGCUCUGUGACAGGCAUGGCUCUACCAAGACUGAUAAUAAGGAAGGUUGACAAGCAAAUGGCUCUCCUAGAAGCAGAUGACCCUGUAUCCCAGCUCCACAAAUGUGCAUUCUACAUGAAAGACACUGAGCGCAUGUACUUGUGUCUCUCUCAAGAGAGGAUCAUACAGUUCCAAGCCACCCCGUGCCCCAAAGAACAGAAUAAAGAGAUGAUCAAUGAUGGAGCCUGCUGGACAAUCAUAUCUACUGAUAAGGCUGAAUAUCAAUUUUACGAAGGAAUGGGUCCUGUCAGAUCGCCCGUAACGCCAGUGCCUUUGGUCCACUCUCUGAAUCUCAACGGCGGGGGAGACGUAGCAAUGCUGGAGCUAGCUGGAGACAACUUCACGCCGUCCCUGCAAGUUUGGUUCGGAGACGUGGAGGCGGAGACCAUGUACCGUUGUGCGGAGUCCAUGCUCUGCGUCGUUCCCGACAUCUCGCAGUUCAGGGGACAGUGGUUGUGGGUGCGGCAACCUACUCAGGUGCCAGUAUCUCUGGUCAGAAACGACGGCAUAAUCUACGCGACUGGUCUAACCUUCACGUACACGCCGGAGCCAGGUCCUCGGCCAACGUGCCCGCCCGUCGAUGACGUCAUGCGACCAGAACACGCGUGGCACGAUGCGCAUAGACUGCCAGACGCGCUGCAAUAGCGUGACAGGAAGUUGUCUGAUGUACGGCCGAAAAAACAAGUGCGUGUAUUUUUAGUUUCUGAGACGCAUGUAUUCAAAAAGACACUUAAUACCAGUCCAUAGAUCAAGUGUCGAUGCAUGUACCUUUUUCCACGCGCAUGCAAACUGUGGCAUCAACUCCCAUCGGCGCUGUUCUCACCAGAUUACAACAUGGGUUUAUUCAAAGAGGCGGACCAAAACAUUCCUGAAAGGC